This is a messenger RNA of Varroa destructor (honeybee mite), 744 nucleotides long. RefSeq lists its product as uncharacterized. The record is from RefSeq and is a predicted model, not a curated record. Lineage: Eukaryota; Metazoa; Arthropoda; Arachnida; Mesostigmata; Varroidae.
UGAAUGUGCCAACGUUCAGAUUCAAGUCUAGUUCAUUAUGUGCCCUUAACUCUAACAGGCAAAUACGUGACCCUUUGCGCUAUCACGGCUUGCUAAUAAUGAACAGCCGCUACUAUUGAACUCAUUUUGUCUAAAGAAGUCCAUUCGUGGUGAAAGGGAGAUAAAGUGGAUUAUUAUUGCAAAAGCAGAUAAGGCUACUACUAAGGAAAAAAACUGGCCUUCGAGUCUUAGCUUUUAUGCCACUGUUAUUCAGCGUUAGUGUUUUCAGUAACUAGUAAGUUGCUUCAGUACAAAACGACGCGAGCUCAGGCUUAACCAUCCACCUUGUCGCUAAGUUCCCCUAAUUUUAGCGGUAUGCAGACACUUCACCACUUGACAGCUACAAGGGCAAACCUGGCGCACAUGCAUCGCGUCUGGAAGGCGCCCACGGCGCGUCUGAAGACGACGAAAUUCUUUACCAAUUCUCUGUUUUUCUCACUGGAACAUUUUGUCCGGCAUACCUGUCCUGAUGCGACGCGCUCGACGAGCUCUUCCACAACGGCCACAAUUGUGAAUUCUUCCUUGCGAACCUUUCGUCGACGACGCCGUUUGGCUGAUCUGCGUUCGCCCAUAGGAUGCGCGACGAUACAGGACGACGAUGACGACGACGACGACGACGGCGGGGAAUUCAUUUUCGUCACCUUUGGUUUGCUCUGACCCGUGUGGGCUUGACCAGGGGGUAUCGCGGCUUAUGUCCAAUGCUCG